Messenger RNA from Mucor mucedo, 1002 nucleotides. RefSeq lists its product as uncharacterized. The transcript has 3 exons. NCBI's taxonomy places the organism in Eukaryota, Fungi, Mucoromycota, Mucoromycetes, Mucorales, Mucoraceae. The record is from RefSeq and is a predicted model, not a curated record. The coding region runs from base 116 to 817 and encodes 233 amino acids.
UUUGGUUUUUUCAAUAUUCUCUUUCUCUUUUCUUUCUCCAUUGAACCUACUUGAAACAAUAACCUUUUUUUAUUGAAACAAAAUGAAUAUGAAAUAAAGAAAAUAAAGAAGGGAAAUGUCUACUUUUGUAUUUGCACCAAGUUGGGUUACUUAUCCAAACCAUCCUAAAAGUCUAAAAGAAGAAGCUGACGAAUUUCCUACAUUGAUCAGCCAUUCUAAGAAUAUUAAUACAAGCAACAAGAAAGAAAAUAAUGUAUGGUCAAACCCUUCCUUGAUCCAGAAAAUCCAUCACGAAGAGGAGGAAGAGGUUGAUUAUGAAGAAAAUAAAUAUGAACUGGAAAGAUUAAAAGCACUUGUGCCAAAGACAAGGAAAUCAGUAAUCAACUCUUCUUCAACUUCAAUACCAAGGAGGAAUAUCAGAAUAAAAAGAAAAAUUGUUAAACCAAAAGAACCUCUGAUCACUUCAAAAUUGCCACCACCACCGCUAUUACCAUCGCCACCACUAUUACCAUCACUACCAUCAGAGCCACCACUAUUGCCACCACUAUUAUCAGAGCCGCCUCCGCCAGCUCAAGUUAUCAAAUCUCUGCCAAAAUAUUACAUAUCAGAACAAGAACAACAACAUUUCAUCUAUUUUAUCAAGGCAUGGACCUCGACCGGAAUUAUAUCCACUAAUAAUAUUUACAAUAGAGAUUAUUCUUAUUUCAGUAAUAUCAGCAGUAAUAGUAGCCACACAAGCAACAGCAGCGAUACUAGCUUUCAAAGCGAUGCAACUUUGUAUACAAAUAGGUUAGCCAAUCUUUAUUUCUUUACGUAAAAAAACGGACGAAACUGGGAUAAUUAAUAUGCCUGUAUUCGUCUUAAAAGGAAUGUACAAUUUUACCUCUCUACUAGCAAACAAGUUCCUUUAAAAUUGCAUAUUUUUACUGUGGCGUUGCUUUGCUCAUCCCCCUUCUAGAAAAUGCACCUUUUUAAACAAGUGGGCUGCUUUUUAAAAAUAAA